AUUGAACUGCGAUUUUCGUAAAAUAGGCCACACGGAGAUCUUUAUCGCGUUUGUCGAACAGCUGCGAGCAGAGAAUUAAAAGAAGGGAGCAGCUGUACGUGGAAUGCGCAUGCACCAGGAGGGGUGAGUAUGCCACCACCUGAACUCCUGGACAGCGCUUUUGAUCCAUGUGCAAGAGAAGGAUAGCGUGAAUCGAAGAGGAAGACAGAUUGAGUGAGUGAGAGACGAAUACAUGAUUGAGAGAGAAACAGAUAGAUAAAAACAGGACAGAGAGACAGAGAGAGAAAGAGAGAGAGAGAGAGAGAGAGAGAGCAAAAUGAGAAAAAGAAGGAAAUUGUGCAAGUUAAAGAAGAACAAUUUGCAAUGGAGGAAAAGAGAAAGAAGGGAGCAAGAAAGUAUGAGAAAUCAGAGAAGAGAGAAGGAGAAAGACAGACACGGCGUACGAGGAAGAAAAGGACAGAGAUAGGGAGAAGGAAGGAGUGAACAAUGUGAAUAAGAGAAGGGCAGAGAAUGUCGGAGGGGGGAAAAUUGCGAGAUAAUAAGAGAAGGACAGAGCGUGGUGGUGGUAAAGAGAUAAAGCGAAACGGAAGGAGAGAGAGAGAGAGAGAGAGAGGAAGAGGGAGAGGAAGAAGAGAGCGGGGGAAACGCGCCAGUGGAGUCGCGACGCGUUUCCGUGGCUAUAGUCCUGCGGAAGAUCAUCGAGAGGACUACACCCUUGCCGCAGUGUGGCGAGGAUCAACCCGUAUCCGCAUAUCGCACAACGCACGCUGCUCCGAAGCGGAGAGGAUGAGUCUUAUGCUGGACGAGGAGGAGCUCGACGAGUACAGCGAUGGCUCCGUACGAUUACGAAACCCCAAUAUCGAACUCAUGGAUCAGGAUAUAUUGUACCAUCUCGCACUUGGCAGCGGUUCCCAUGAUCUGGUUGAGAUGUUUGGUGACGUCAAGUUCGUCUGCAUGGGCGGAACACCGAAAAGGAUGGAACAUUUCGCUAACUACAUCAUGCAAGAGAUAGGUCACAAGCUGCCAGCUGGAACGACCCUCCUCGAUAUUACCAAAAAUUCCUAUCGCUAUUCAAUGUACAAAGUCGGCCCGGUUCUCUCUAUCAGCCAUGGAAUGGGUAUACCUUCAGUAAGCAUUCUGCUCCAUGAAGUUAUCAAGCUGAUGUACCAUGCAAAAGUAAAGGACCCAAUUUUCAUCAGGAUUGGUACUUGCGGUGGUAUCGGCCAUGAAGGUGGUACGGUAAUCAUCUCGGAAGAAGCUCUUGAUGAAAUGAUGAAACCUUAUAUGGAAUUGAUGGUACUCGGAAAAUUGGUGCGCCGACCAGCCAAACUUGAUCGACAGCUAGCUCGCGAUCUAAAGGGCUUGGCCCAUCGCGAUGAUCCUUACGAUACCGUGAUCGGCAAAACUAUGUGCUCAAACGACUUCUAUGAGGGCCAAGGCCGCCUGGACGGCGCAUUCUGUGAAUUCACCGAGGCCGACAAAAUGGAAUACCUCAUGAAGUUACAGAAGGCUGGCGUGGUGAACAUCGAGAUGGAAAGCCUCUGCUUCGCCGCUCUAACACAUCACGCCGGCAUCCAGUCCGCCGUCGUUUGCGUGACGCUGUUGGAUCGACUCAAAGGCGACCAGGUUCUGGCGCCCAAAGAAGUGUUAGAAGAAUGGCAGAUGCGACCACAGAAGCUGAUCGCACGCUAUAUCACCACGUACCUUCAGCGCAAAGGUCGCCUCUCCCUCGAAGGCUCACAUGGUUCCAUGUACGUAAAGAGUCCGCGCCGAGAAUUACGAUUAAACGAUUCUCAAACAAAUCUAAAUAUGCAGCCCCGAAGAUCUCCUAAGAUGCAAUCGGACACGUCGCCGUCUGCUCGACUAUCGAAUGUACUUAUGCCGCUCAAGCUGCUGUAUCCAUUUAUUUGCUCGCAAAAAGUUAAUUUAUUCGCGAAGGAAGUGGCGUGA
Messenger RNA from Acromyrmex echinatior (Panamanian leafcutter ant), 1950 nucleotides. RefSeq names its product uridine phosphorylase 1. Gene Ontology annotation, molecular function: uridine phosphorylase activity. The record is from RefSeq and is a predicted model, not a curated record. Gene Ontology annotation, cellular component: cytosol; cytoplasm. Lineage: Eukaryota; Metazoa; Arthropoda; Insecta; Hymenoptera; Formicidae. Gene Ontology annotation, biological process: nucleotide catabolic process; uridine catabolic process.